Molecule: messenger RNA, 3899 nt
Organism: Tripterygium wilfordii
Lineage: Eukaryota; Viridiplantae; Streptophyta; Magnoliopsida; Celastrales; Celastraceae
Product: protein FAR-RED IMPAIRED RESPONSE 1
Exons: 9
Coding region: 944-3466 (840 amino acids)
Biological process (GO): regulation of DNA-templated transcription
Molecular function (GO): zinc ion binding
Source: RefSeq, a predicted model, not a curated record
UAUAAUGGAUUUUAUGAUGCAUGUUUGGUUGCUGUGAAAAAUUGUUGGAUGAAGAAAGAAUCGAACAGUGUCGUGUGCAACAUCUCGAUUUCUCUUAAUUUUAUCUUUCUCUGUGACGUACUUUGCUAGAUUCAAAGUGAUCGUGGUGAUCUUAAUUUCUCUGUCAACUUAUCUGUUAAAUUUACUCAGGUCUCUUAAUUCGGAAAUCUCAAUUUUGUUGCAUAGUAAUCAAAAACUUAUGGUGGUGUGGGUGGGGGUGUAUAUGAGUAUUUUUUUCAGUUUCAGUAAUUAUGAUAGCAAGUAGAUUGGUGUAGUUGAGUUGGUUCUUGUUAUUGUCUCUCCUUGAGGUGUGAUUAUCAGGAAGAAUUGGUGGCAUUGCACUGAUUAGUAAAUGAUGUGUGAAGUGAAGUUCAUGUAAGAUAGGCAAUUGAUUUAAUGUUUCUGUUGUAAGAUAGGAUUGAAUUCAAUGACUGUGCCACACGAGAAUGAUGAGCGAGUGAAUUGACAUUUGCUUUUGUACAUUAUGAUGUUGAUGUAUAUUGGCUUCUAUGCUCUUGUAUAUUGGCUAAAAUUGUUUGCGGUGGCAAUGGUGUCUCCAAGAUUUCUGAAAGAAAAUUUAUCUUUAUGCUCAUGUUUUUCCUGUUGGAUUCUUACAUUCAAAUAUAUUUUUUGUGUUGAUGGGGAAACUUUGUAGUGUCUGUUUAAUGAGCGUCUAUAUAAAAUCAUCUCUUGGGGCAUGCAGUUUAGCAUUUCUUUGCCCUUCCAUGAAUGAGGCAGUUAAUUUGCUGGGAUAAAAAAGUGUUAACUGUUAAGUGAGAAUCUAAAGAGGUGAUACCGAGGAUGUGUGAGUCAUCAGUGCCAACAAAGAAACGAAACAGAAAUAAUUGUAGAGGAACCGUUUUAAUGAUUGGUUACAAUGAGUAGGUUUUGUUCAUGGAAAUAAAUGGUUACAAGGAUGGAAAGGAGUGAAAAGGUGGUUGAUAGUGUGAUUCAUUGCCAAGACAAUCUUCAUGGUGGUGACAGAUUGGAUGAAAGCAUGGUUGAUAUGAAUGAAGUGCAUGAUCUGAAUGCUUUGGGUGCUUCUUCCCUCAGAAGAGCUGUCGUAGAAUUUGAAGGGGACAAAGAUUUUGAGCCGCACAAUGGCGUUGAAUUUGAAUCACAUGAGACAGCGUACUCAUUUUAUCAAGAAUAUGCCAAGUCAAUGGGAUUCAUCACUUCGAUUAAGAACAGUCGCCGUUCAAAGAAGUCAAAAGAAUUUAUUGAUGCCAAAUUUGCAUGUUCCAGAUAUGGACUGACGCCAGAAACAGAUAGUGGCAACAGUCGUCGAUCAAGUGUGAAAAAAACGGACUGCAAAGCCAGCAUGCAUGUUAAGAGAAGGCCAGAUGGAAAGUGGAUUAUUCAUGAAUUUGUCAAGGAGCAUAAUCAUGAGCUUCUACCAGCUCUAGCAUAUCAUUUUCGAAUUCAUAGGAAUGUAAAAUUGGCUGAAAAGAAUAAUAUAGACAUUUUGCAUGCUGUCAGUGAACGGACAAGAAAGAUGUAUGUUGAGAUGUCAAGGCAUUCUGGUGGGUAUCAAAAUUCUAGCUUUGUUCAGGGCGACACAAAUAAUCAGUUUGAUAAAGGGAGGCACUUGGCUCUGGAUGAGGGUGAUGCCCAAGCUAUGCUCGAGUAUUUUAAGCGUAUCAAGAAGGAGAAUCCCAACUUCUUCUAUGCAAUAGAUUUAAAUGAAGAGCUGCGACUGAGAAAUUUGUUUUGGGUUGAUGCCAAAAGCAGGAAUGACUAUAUUAGUUUUAACGACGUGGUUUCUUUUGAUACCACUUACGUUAAAUUCAAUGAUAAAUUACCAUUUGCUCCUUUUGUUGGGGUGAAUCAUCACUGCCAGACUCUAUUACUUGGAUGUGCAUUUGUUGCAGAUGAGUCCAAAUUAACAUUUGUUUGGUUGAUGAAAAGUUGGCUUAGAGCAAUGGGUGGUCAAGCUCCUAAAGUUAUACUCACAGAUCAUGACAAUGCUUUGAAGGCAGCCAUUAAAGAAGUCUUUCCGAACACUUAUCACUGCUUCUCUCUUUGGCAUAUAAUGGAAAAGGUUCCUGAAGCUCUUGCUCCUGUAAUCAAACGGCAUGGAAAUUUUUUACCAAAAUUCAACAAAUGCAUCUUCAAAUCAUGGACAGAUGAACAGUUUGAUUUGAGAUGGUGGAAAAUGAUCACUCGAUUUGAACUUCAAGAUGAAAAGUGGAUUAAGUCAUUGUACGAUGAUCGCAAAAUGUGGGUGCCUACAUAUGUGAGGGAUAUUUUUUUGGCUGGAAUGUCUACAACUCAACGCUCUGGAAGCAUGAACUCUUUCUUUGAUAAAUACAUCCAUAAGAAAAUUACCCUGAAAGAGUUUGUGAAACAAUAUGCGACUAUUCUACAAAACAGGUAUGAGGAGGAAGCCAUAGCAGAUUUUGACACUUUGCACAAACAGCCUGCACUGAAAUCUCCUUCACCUUGGGAAAAACAAAUGUCAACAGUCUAUACUCAUGCAAUAUUCAAAAAAUUUCAAGAUGAGGUUUUGGGUGUAGUUGGUUGCCAUCCUAAAAAGGAAAGUGAAGAUGGACCAAAUGUAACAUUUACAGUUGAAGACUGCGAAAAGGAUGAAUAUUUUAUGGUGUCAUGGAAUGAAGCGAAGUCGGAGGUUUCUUGUCUCUGCCAUUUGUUUGAAUACAAAGGUUAUCUAUGUAGACAUGCAUUGAUUGUCCUCCAAAUUUGUGGUCUUUCAAACAUUCCACCUCAAUAUAUCUUGACUAGAUGGACAAAGGACGCAAAAUGCAGGCAGUUGAUUACUGAAGGUACAGGACGCAAACAGACAAGGGUGCAACGCUACACUGAUUUGUGUAAACGAGCCAUUGAAUUGAGUGAAGAAGGAUCAUUAUCUGAGGAGAGUUAUAAUAUAACACUCCGUGCACUAGUAGAAGCUCUAAAGAAUUGUGUGAAUGUGAAUAACUCAAAUAACAGUGUUAUAGAAUCUACCAGUCAUGCUCUUGCUAUUCGUGAAGUAGAAGAAGACAACCGAGGAAAUGCUGUGGCCAAAUCAAGUAAGAAGAAGAAUACAGUUAGGAAAAGGAAGGUACAAGCAGAGGCAGAUGUGAUGCUUGUGGAGGCACAAGAUGGCUUGCAGCAAAUGGAAACUUUAAGCUCAGAUGGAAUAACUCUUAAUGCCUAUUAUCCACAACAGAAUGUGCAGGGAUUGGUACAGUUAAAUCUAAUGGAGCCACCUCAUGAUGGUUAUUAUGUAAAUCAACAGGGCAUGCAGGGGCUGGGACAGUUAAAUUCAAUGUCAUCGAGCCAUGAUGGUUUCUUUGGGACACAGCAGAGCAUGCAUGGGCUGGGACAGUUGGAUUUUCGACCUCCAACUAGCUUUAGUUAUAGCUUACAGGAUGAGUCCCAUUUGAGAUCUUCGCAAUUACAUGGCAGCGGAGAAAGACAUGAAUAACAAAAAUAUCUGCGCUAAUCAGAAAAGUAAAUCCAGGGGAUGAUUAGCUUUUUCUUAGCGGAAGAGAAGUUGACACUUGAAGAAGUGAAAGUUGUUCAUCGCCAAAGUCAAGGAUGGAAGAAUUCCUGUAACUAUUUUUUACGCGAUGGAUUUAUUAGUGAAGGAAACGUUAGUUGAGGGUGACUCGUUCCGAACAUGAAGAUGGACAGCAUCCUCUGUGCAUCACAUUUUCGCAGAGCUAGCAGCACAAGUAUUUUGCAACCCUUUGUAAUUUAGCAAAGCUGGUGAGGAUAGUUGGAACAGGAGUCAUUCUUAAAGAACAUUGUGCUGAAUGCUGAUGAAGAUACAUUUACACAAUUACACUGGAACCGAACUCAGGAUAUAUGUUUCCCUCCUCGUGUACAUGUUCUAUUCUUACCGUCAAUUACCGAUC